AUUUGGAGUUGUUAUAAGGAGAAGAAGCUCUUAACGGUCCUUCUUCUUAGAAACUUGGACACAAUCUUGGUAUUCACGCGCACCUUUAGUAAUUUAUUUCUCUAAAAGAACGGACCUGAACACUUGAGCAUCAUGACAGUAGUGGGCUGUACGAAGUGUAUCAAAUUCAUGCUCUUUUUCUUUAAUUUCGUUUUCUGGGUGAGUUGAGACUUUUUUUACUUUCUUUUUUUUCUCGUGAUCAUGUAUUUUUUUUUACGGUGUUACUUUAUAUUGAUUAUUAUCAGCACACUUCUUCAAUCUGUGGUUGAUUAAAAGUGCAUCUUGAAUGUUACUUCUUAGCUCAUAAUAGAACUUAAGUAAUACUCCAACGGCUGUGAUACCAACCUGUCUAUUUCAGAUCAGCCACACGGUAUCACCGAGGUACUGAGGAGCCCCCAUUCAAUACUACUUUCAUAUGGGCAUAUCCAAUGAGAAUAUCACAAGCUGUUAUGUUGUGUGAGAUUCUCUCAUAGGAUAGGCCUAUAUUUUUCAAUGAUCCAACUGAAGAUUUAACCAUGUAAAACUGUAGUGGCUCAAAAUAGUAAGCCUGUCCUCAUGGAGGAACUGUAGACUUUUCAAUCAUUCUGAAAAUCCAAUUCCCUACACAUAACACAUACAAUCAAACAACAAUUGGAUUGUAGAAUGUAUAGAUUAAGACAUAUAAAAGCCUAGUAUUUUAAUUUUGCUCACAACAGAUACAUGGAGCUGGUUUGUGCGCGCGCAUGUGCGUGUGUGUGUGUGUGUGUGUGUGUGUGUGUGUGUGUGUGUGUGUCUGUGUGUGUGUGUGUGUGUGUCUGUGUGUGUGUGUGUGUGUGUGUGUGUGUGUGUGUGUGUGUGUGUGUGUGUGUGUGUGUGUGUGUGUGUGUGUGUGUGUGUGUGUGUGUGUGCGUGUGUGUGUGUGCGUGUGUGUGUCUGUGUGUGUGUGUGUGUGUGUGUGUGUGUGUGUGUGUCUGUGUGUGUGUGUGUUGUGUGUGUGUGUGUGUGUGUGUGUGUGUGUGUUGUUUGUGUGUGUGUGUGUGUGUGUGUGUGUGUGUGUGUGUGUGUGUGUGUGUGUGUGUGUGUGUGUUGUGUGUGUGUUGUGUGUGUGUGUGUGUGUGUGUGUGUGUGUGUGUGUGUGUGCGUGCGUGCGUGCGUGUGUGUGUGGCUCCAUCCAGUUGUUAGCACAUGUGCCAGGAAGGCCAGCGCAGAGAGAUGGGGAGCGGACCUGCAUGGGUUCAAAUAGUAUUUGAAAUAUUUCCGAUACACUUUCAGCGCUUGCUUCAGUCAGCCUGGUGGGCAAGGAGGACUGGGUGUGGCUUUUGGAGCUAUUCUAUUGGUUGCAUUACACCAGGCAAGCUCAAUCAGGCAUAGUAAAGGUAUUUGAAAUGUUUUGAAAUACCAUUUGAACCCAGGUCUGAUUUGGAAGAUUGGGGAAAGGGGGAAAAUAUUUUUCUUUGACAUUUCCUUUGUUCCCACAUGCUUCCUUUUCAAAUUAACUGCAGUAGCUGGAUGUUUUGACUGUGACGGUUUGCUCAUGUUUAGGCUCAAAUCAAGAGUUUCAUUCCAAAACUCUAUAUAUCCAUUUUCAAGAAAUGUUGGUAAAUUAGCUUUUAUUGUUUAAAGAACUAAUGAAAUAGAUUGAUGUGUUUUUUCACUAUAUACCAUCAUGGCAUGGGGGUUGUUCAAUGACAGACAUGAAUUGAUUUGAAAUCUAUCACACGAUGGUUUCAUUUCAGAGAGACAAAUAAUCAUGUUUGUUUGCAAAAAGCUAUAUAUCUGCCUCACACUCAAAGAAAUAAGUAUACUGCUAGGUUUUACACAGUCAAAUGUAACAAUUAACUAAAUUUUCAAUAAAGAACUGUACAAAUGAUAUAAAUAUUUAAAAAAUACAUAUAAAACAUGAAUCAGUACAGUAAUAUGAGAUCUGUAUGUAAAACAUUUACAUUUGACAUUUCUAAUUUAGCAGAUGCUCUUAUCCAGAGUGACUUACAGUUAGUACAUUGAUCUUAAGAUAGCUAGGUGAGACAACCACAUAUCACCGUCAAGUGUACAGGAUACAAACAUUCCAUUCCAGUUAAACAAAGGAUAUAUAGCGUUUUGCAAAACAUUAUUGUAUAUUUUUUUAUGCACAUUUUACAUUUACAUUUAGCAGACGCUCUUAUCCAGAGCAACUUACAGUUAGUGAGUGCAUACAUUAUUUUUAUUUUGUAUUUUUGUAUUUUUUACAUACUGGCCCCCCCCGUGGGAACAUGUAAAAUCUCUGAAUAAAAAACCUGAGAACGGUAAUAUUUUACACACACAUGAAGAUACCCAUAAGCAAUCAUUUCUGAUGAAAAAACUACAUAGAAAAAUUUGUGUAUAUAGCGUUUUGGAUAUAACCCCAUCAAAUGUAGAAUUACUUGGUGGUAUCUAGGCUCGGGUCAAGGUAGGUUUACUUGGUAGUGUUUAGGCUCGGGUCAAGGUAGGUUUACUUGGUAGGGUUUAGGGUCAAGGUAGGUUUACUUGGUAGUGUUUAGGCUAGGGUCAAGGUAGGUUUACUUGGUAGGGUUUAGGGUCAAGGUAGGUUUACUUGGUAGGGUUUAGGCUCGGGUCAAGGUAGGUUUACUUGGUAGGGUUUAGGGUCAAGGUAGGUUUACUUGGUAGGGUUUAGGCUAGGGUCAAGGUAGGUUUACUUGGUAGGGUUUAGGGUCAAGGUAGGUUUACUUGGUAGUGUUUAGGCUAGGGUGGCAUGUUGGUACCCUGUGCGACUCUGCAAGCAUUUUAUUUUACAGUCACCCAUGGUAUUCUCCUUGCUUUUUCCUCAACCCCAUUUAGGAAAAUAACUCAUUUUCAUUAAAAGUCACGCAGCGUAUCCUGGACACUAGCUUCCCUGUGAUUUACUGUUUCCUCCUUUAGUGUUGUUUUUACUGGUGAGCUGCUAGAAUGGCAGUCUCUCUAACUCUCUUUUCACACUGAGGAUUCGGUUUCCUGAGAGAACAGUGGAGUCCAGAGACACAGGCUAGGUUUUUACGAACACUGACAGAUUGGAGAAGGUGACUGUUGUCACAAAGUGCUUUACAGUAACCUGGCGUAGACCCCAAAGAGCAAGCAGGAGCACAGAGGAGAGGACAAACUAUCAGGAAGACUGUGUUAACUGACUCUCUCUCUCUCUCUCUCUCUCUCUCUCUCUCUCACUCUGUCUCCUCUUCUUCUCCUCUCUCUCUCAUCACCUCUCUCUCUCUCUUCUCCUCUCUCUCUUCCUCUCCACUCUCUCUCUCUCUGCCUCUGCUCCUCUCUCUCCGCCCCUUCUCCCUCCUCGCCUCCUCUCUCUUCUUCUCCCUCUCUCUCUCUUUUCUCUCUUCCCUCUCUCUCUUCUCUUCUCUCUUCUCUCUCUCUCUCUCCUUCUCGCGUCUCGCUCUCUCUCUCUCCUCGCUCUCUUCUCUCCUCCCUCUCUCUCUCUCCUCCUCUCUCUCCUCUGUGUCUCUUCUCUGCUGUCUCUGUCUCUCUCUCUCUCAUUCUCUCAUCUGACAGUUGGCGUGGAGGUGUGAUCUUGGGAGUGGCACUAUGGCUUCGUCAUGACAACCAGACCAGCAGUCUUCUCAUGCAGCAGUUUGAAGGCCAGCAGGCUCCAAGCACCUUCUAUAUCAGUAAGUAUCGACAAACCAUUUCAAUAUUGUUGUUGUUUUCGACAUCUCUGUGUGAACCCUGGGGUGUGUUGGGUUGUGUGUGUCCAUCCAGGUCCUGCAGAGUUCAUGUCUACAGAAUUAUUUCCCCCAUCACUUUCUUCUCUCUCAGCCUCUUCUACCUCAGCCCCAUAAUGUACACAUUAACAUAUACAUGGUAAAUAUACAUGGUAAAUAUACAUGGUAAAUAUACAUGGUAAUAUACAUGGUAAAUAUACAUGGUAAAUAUACAUGGUAAAUAUACAUGGUAAAUAUACAUGGUAAUAUACAUGGUAAAUAUACAUGGUAAAUAUACAUGGUAAAUAUACAGUACAUGGUAAAUAUACAUGGUCUGAACGUUUUCAAAGGUCUGUGUGUAGGCUUCGGCCAUUUUGUUUGUUGUGGUAGCAAAAUGUACACUGUACACCCAUUAAUUAGAACUUGUGCUUCUCCACUCCCGUACGUACCGCAGCUAAGUAUACAGAGAGGAUAAAACUAUUUUUAUAUCAGAGGACAGGCCAACCAACCCAGCAGGGCUCACUGAUGAUUGGAGGGGUACGGCGGCAGGGUAGGCCCACCCAAAGGAACAUCAAGAGAGGUUUUUCGUCUCUCCUACCCCUCAAACACACGCCCUUGCAUAAUUCAAAUAACCUUGUACAUCUGGGCUUGUUAUAAAUUAGAGUUGAGAGUGGAUGUUUUUAGUCUGCCUGGCACACCAAACUGGUGUUUAUAUAGGGCUGGGAAUAUAUAAAUAUACACCCACUCCUGGGCUCCCCUCCUACCAGACCAGCUGAAGUAGUUAGCUAUUGCUGUUCUCAGACUCUGUGUCUUGGGGAAGUCAUCUGUAAUUGUUCUCUGUCUUCUGAAGGUGGACUAUGUAGUUGAUUCUGUCUCGACUAGUGGGUGGAGAGGGUUGAAGUAGUGCCACUGAUGAUUAAAGCCUUGUUGUUGACCUGCUAUAUGUAGUUUAAAGAAGCUGAAUAUUUGAUUGGCAGAAUAAUUUGAAUGUGGGGUUAUAGUUAUCAACUAGUAACAAAACUGUGAAGAGGGAAGUUCGGUCAUUCAUAUGUGUGAAGAGAGAGCAGUAGUGGUUGAAAGAGUCCACAAUGAAAGCAUUUUAUCUUGCUCCUGGUUUACCAAUAAGUUGUUAAUGGUAUAAAAAAUAGCUUUCAUAUCCUUCUGUUAGUAUUUUACACAACAUGCAUGGUCUCCCGCUCCCUCUCUCAGCAGGGUGUGUGUGUGUGUGUGUGUGUGUGUGUGCGUGUGUGUGUGUGUGUGUGUGUGUGUGUGUGUGUGUGUGUGUGUGUGUGUGUGUGUGUGUGUGUGUGUGUGUGUGUGAGUGUGUGGGAGGGAGGGAGAGAGAGAGAAAGAAACAGCAAGAGAGAGCUGGAGAUGGAGAGGGAGAAUGAGAAUUAGAUAGAUAGUCGGAGAGAGAGAGAUGGGGUGAGAGAGAGAUAGAGAGAGAGAUAUGGGGAGAGGGAGAGAUAUAGAGAGAGAGAUAGAUGAGAUGAGGAGAGGCUAGAAGAGAAGGAGAGAUAGACCCCGCUCGCCCUCGUCGCGCUCUCUACUGCCUCGUCUUUUCUCUCUCGCGUCGGUCGUCGCUUGCACUCUCCUGCUAUCUGUCGCCCUUACACCUGCCCACAAAAUGAGGUGAAACUGAGCUCCAUUUCCCAAACUCCUGCCAAAUGUUUGACCAUAUUAGAGACACAUAUUUCCCACAGAUUACACAGACCCACAAAGAAUUUGAAAACAAAUCAAACACUGAUAAACUCUCAUAUCCGUCAGGUGAAAUACCGCAGUGUGCAGUCACAGCAGCAAGAUUUGUGGCCCAUUGCCAUGAGAAAAGGGCAACCAGUGGAGCACAAACAACAUUGUAAUAAAAUAUAGUGUUUUAUAUUAUAUAUAUAUAUACUUAUAUUUAUCUCUUUAUUUAUCUUCCCUGUCAUACUACUUGAAAUGUCUAUAUUCUUUUAAAACUUUGGUGAAAUGUUCACUAAUGUUUCUUUGUUUAUUUCCCUUUUGUUUAUUGUCUAUUCCACUUGCUUUGGCAACAUAAACAUAUGUUUCCCAUGCCAAUAAAGCCUUUGAAUUUAAUUGAAACUGAGAGAGAGACAGAGAGAGAGGGGGUGAGAGAGGGGUGAGAGAGUGCGUAGAGAUAGGAAAGAGGCGGCGCACGUAGAGCACGUGCUGCUCUCUAGUCCAUCUCUCCCUCUCAUCGCUCUCUCUCUUCUCUCUCUCUCUCGCUCGCUCUCGCGCUCUCGCUCUCCUCUCUCCCUUGUCCUUUACUCUCGCCAUCUCGCUCCGCCCGCUGCGCUCUCUCGCGCUCUCUCUCUCUACUCUCUUCUCUCUCUCCUCUCCUCUCGUCUCUCUCUCUCUCUCUCUCUCGCUCUCUCCUUCCUCUCUCUCUCUCGCCCCCCCCUCAUCCCAAAUCUUCCCCCCCUCAAUUUCCCCCCGGUCCCUCAAUACAAACACCACCCUAAGAACAAAAAAGAACAGCACAUUAGAAAUCAGCUAGAUGUGAUGAGGAAUCCAUAGAAUCAAACCCCUUCUGGGAGAAUUGGAAUAAAUUAAACAAACCUCAUAGUGAGGAAUUGGCUUUCCAAAAUGGGGAUAUGUGGAGAAAAGGAAAUCACUUUGCAAACCUCUACAGCAAUAUAACAAAGAGCCCAGAACAACAAGAUAUACAAGAAAAAUUACAAAUCCUUGAAUCAGCAGUCAAAGACUAUUAGAAUCCUGUGGAUACCCCAAUUACAGAACAAGAAUUAUUGGAAAAAACUUUGCACUCUCCAACCCAAAAAGGCCUGUGGUGCUGAUGGUAUUUUAAAUGAAAUGAUCAAAUAUACAGACCACAAAUUCAAAUUGGCUAUACUCAAACUCUUCAACAUUAUCCUAACUGCAGGUAUUUUCCCCGAUAUUUGGAACCAAGGAUUGAUCACACCAAUUUAUAAAAAUUGAGACAAAUUUGACCCAAAUAAUUACAGAGGAAUUUGCGUUAACAGCAAUUUGGGGGAAAUUCUCUGCAGUAUCAUAAACAGCAGACUACAUAAUUUCCUUGAUGAACACAACGUCCUAAGCAGAAGCCAGAUUGGAUUUGUAAAAAAUUAUCGUACAACAGACCACAUUUACACCCAAAUCAAAACAAAGGCAAAAUCUACUCGUGUUUUGUAGUCUUCAAGAAAGCAUUUGAUUCAAUUUGGCAUGAAGGUCUUUUUUACAAACUAAUAGAAAGUGGUAUUGGAGGGAAAACAUAUGAUGUUAUUAAAUCAAUGUACACUAAAAACAAAUGUGCGAUUAAAAUCGGCAACAAGCAAACAGACUUCUUCUCUCAGGGACGUGGAGUGAAACAGGGCUGCCCAAUAAGUCCAACACUAUUUAACAUCUACAUUAACGAAUUGGCAAAAACAUUAGAAGAAUCGGCAGCACCUGGUCUCACCCUACACAACACUGAAAUCAAGUGUCUGCUGUACGCAGAUGACCUGGUGCUACUGUCUCCCACUAAGGAGGGGUUACAGCAGCAUCUAGAUCAUCUGCACAGAUUCUGUCAGACCUGGGCCCUGACCGUUAAUCUAGAAAAAACGAAUAUAAUGAUAUUCCAAAAAAGGUCAGGAAAUCAGGAUGACAAAUAUAAAUUAUAUUUGGACACAGUUCUAUUAGAACACACCAAAAAUUACACAUAUCUAGGACUAAAUAUCAGCAACACAGGUAGCUUUCACAUGGCUGUGAAUGAGCUGAGAGACAAAGCAAGAAGAGCAUUCUAUGCCAUUAAAAGGAAUAUUAAAAUUGAAAUUCCAAUUAGAAUCUGGCUCAACAUUUUCCAAUCAGUUAUAGAACCAAUUGCUCUAUAUGGCAGCGAAGUAUGGGGUCCGCUCUCUAAUACUGAAUUUACCAAAUGGGACAAACAUCCAAUCGAAAUACUGCAUACAGAGUUUUGCAAGACUGUAUUGCAAGUGCAAAGAAAAACUCAAAAUAACGCAUGUAGAGCAGAAUUGGGCCAAUACCCCCUCCUUAUUCGAAUAGAAAAAAGAGCCAUCAAAUUUUACAACCAUCUAAAAACAAGUGACCCCAAAACAUUCCAUCACACAGCUCUACUAUGUCAAGAGAUGAAACAAGAGAAGAGUCCCCUCUAACCAAAAGAGAGAAAGAAAGGGAGAGAGGGAGAGAGAAAGAAAGGGAGAGAGGGAGCAAGGGAGAGAGAGAGAGAGAGAGGGAGAGAGAAAGAAAGGGAGAGAGGGAGAGAGGGAGAGAGAGGGAGGGAGAGAGAAAGAAAGUGAGAGAGGGAGAGAGAGAGAGAGAGAGAGAGAGAGAGAGAGAGAGAGAGAGAGAGAGAGAGAGAGAGAGAGAGAGAGAGAGAGAGAGAGAGAGAGAGAGAAAUAGAGAACUCACUGGGACUGUGUCUGCCUCUUUAGACUGCUCUGUCAGGGUGGAUUAGAAGUUGCCUCUGUGUGUGUGUGUGUGUGUGUGUGUGUGUUACACAAGAAUAGUAAACCAAGAAAAAUAUGACCAACUGGGGACAUUUUGUUGGUCCCCACAAGGUCAAAUGCUAUUUCUAAGGGGUUUAGGGUUAAGGUUAGAAUUAGGGUUAGGGUUAGGGUUAGGAGAUAGGGUUAGGGUUAGGGGUUAGGGUUAGGGUUAAGGUUAGGUUUUUGGGUUAAGGUUAGGGUUAGGGUUAGGGUUAGGGUUAGGAUGGAUCUGGGAAGUUGAUGUCUUCCUGUGCCAGUAACAGGAUGUUAGGGUUAGGGUUAGGGUUAGGGUUAGGGUUAGGGUUAGGGUUAGGAGAUAGGGUUAGGGUUAGGGGUUAGGGUUAGGGUUAAGGUUAGGUUUUUGGGUUAAGGUUAGGGUUAGGGUUAGGGUUAGGAGAUAGGGUUAGGGUUAGGGGUUAGGGUUAGGGUUAAGGUUAGGUUUUUGGGUUAAGGUUAGGGUUAGGGUUAGGGUUAGGGUUAGGGUCAGGAUGGAUCUGGGAAGUUGAUGUCUUCCUGUGCUAGUAACAGGAUGUUUGGGUUAGGGUUAGGGUUAAGGUUAGGGUUAGGGUUAAGGUUAAGGUUAAGGUUAGGGUUAGGGUUAGGGUUAGGGUUAGGGUUAGGGUUAGGGUUAGGUUAGGGUUAGGGUUAGGGUUAGGGUUAGGGUUAGGGUUAGGAUGGAUCUGGGAAGUUGAUGUCUUCCUGUGCUAGUAACAGGAUGUUUGGGUUAGGGUUAGGGUUAGGGUUAGGGUUAGGGUUAGGGUUAGGGUUAGGGUUAGGGUUAGGGUUAGGGUUAGGGUUAGGGUUAGGGUCAGGAUGGAUCUGGGAAGUUGAUGUCUUCCUGUGUCAGUAACAGGAUGUUAGGGUUAGGGUCAGGAUGGAUCUGGGAAGUUGAUGUCUUCCUGUCAGUAACAGGAUGUUUGUCUCACAUGUCAUAACACUGGGACAGCAACGCCAUCAGGAAAAGACCAAGAACUCUAUUACAAUUUCUGUGGAGGUUGACUACCAUCUGCUGGUGUCUCACAUACAGUUUCCAUAUCUCACAAACUUGUCUAAACUCUCCUCCUCUCCUCUCCUCUCCUCUCCUCUCCUCUCCUCUCCUCUCCUCUCCUCUCCUCUCCUCUCCUCUCCUCUCCUCUCCUCUCCUCUCCUCUCCUCUCCUCUCCUCUCCUCUCCUCUCCUCUAGGUGUGUACAUCCUGAUAGCUGUGGGAGCUGUGAUGAUGUUUGUAGGGUUCCUUGGUUGCUACGGGGCCAUCCAGGAAUCUCAGUGUCUCCUGGGCACGGUGAGUGAGUGACCACUAGAGGGCAGCAGGACACACUUCACAUCUGUCACGGCAUUCCUCUAAAGCCCUAUUCACACGGGGCUCGUAUUACUAAAGAACGUUGGUUAUGUAAUUUUUACCUCCAGAAUGUCUGUUAUUCCAGAGGACGAUUCGGAUGGGUUUCGUUUAUUCCAAACUGUAAUUAUUUCCUUUUUUUGUUUGUAAUUUUUCUAGGCGUGAAGAUAUUUCAAUGAAUCCAGGCGAUAACGAUAACAGGGCUACACCGAUAACUCCAGCUUUGGUUGUCAAGUUUCUAAACCAUACCAAACCAUCUUUGGUAUAGUGUCGCCAUAAUAUUUGAAUCGAGGAAGUGUGAUCAUAAUCAUUAGGAUAUUUUUGCGAUCCGCAGUACAUCCUAAAUGCCCGCCAGCCUUCAGAUGUGAGCUAAACAGUGCACUUGCGCUUGAGAUGCGUUUUAAAGCCAUGGAUGAGAAAUGUAACUAAUCAUUUCUAAACGUUUAGGUCAGUUGUAUGCUGCUUUGCGAUCUAUUAACAGCAAGGGUUGCAUUAAAUAUGCGCAGUAUUUUUUUAUGGUGCAUUUGGCAAUAUUCAAUUCAUUUGCACAAAACGUUAAAAAAACAUUAACAUUAACCCCUAAGGUCGAUAUCCGCACCCUCGCAGAAAUCUAAUUAGCAAAAUAAUAAAAUAUCUGCCUAUGUCGCACUUCCGCAUCUGCAGAGCUAGAGCGGUGUUUGUCAGACCAUGACACAUUCCAAGAAUCGGUCACAAAAUCGUCUGUAGCGUCCGAACGGUUUGGCCUAAAAAAAACUAUUAUCAGAUGAGACUCACGAACACAAUGGCGUUCUCCGUUUUGCUCUACGACCCCCCAGAGGCGUCUUGGGACUCGUCUGAAGUCGGUACAGCCGACUUCUGUCUGAAGCGUCUAAACAGCUACACACUAGUAAUAUUGGCCCCUCUGUGGAAAGAUGUACACUACCAGUUAAAAUGUUGGACACACCUACUAAUUCAAGGGUUUUUCUUAAUUUUUUUAAACAAUUUUUUACAUUGUAGAAUAAUAGUGAAGACAUCAACACUAUGAAAUAACACAUAUGGAAGCAUAUAGUAACCAAAAAAGUCUUAAACAAAUCAAAGGCCAUCAAGGCAAAGCGUGGCUAUUUGAAGAAUCUCAAAUAUAAAAUAUAUUUUGAUUUGUUUAACACUUAUUUGGUUACUACAUGAUUCCAUAUGUGUUGUUUCAUCGUUUUGAUGUCUUCACUAUUAUUCUACAAUGUAGAAAAUAGUAAAAAUAAAGAAAAACCCUGGAAUGAGCAGGUGUUCUAAAACUUUUGACCGGUAGUGUAUAUAUAAUGUUUCCUAAUCUUUCUUAUAUCUCUCAGACAGACACUUCAGAACAAACUUUCUUUAGAUUUUUGGGGGGGACUAUCUGUUGUUCCAAUCUGUGGGCUAAUAAAAUAAAAUGUUUCAUCAAAUCAUUUUUUAUAUAUAUAUAUUUGAUCAUUCAAGGGGUCUUAAAAUUCAAAAUCAAAUAGAAAAAUGAUCCUUGGUAUGACCUGAAAACAAUUCCAUGUAGCUUAGUAGAACCCAAUCUCAGGCCAGCUAUACUGUCUCGCAAUUGAGCCGUUGCUUUGUUUACUACGAGCGAAGCUUACUGGUUUCUCCAUGCCAGGGAUGACACAGAAUCCAGGGACAGCUUUGUCUGCGUACGCAGAUGAUGUGACAGUGUUCAUUACAGUGAGCGAGGACGUUCAGGUUCUCUCAAGUGCAUGAGAAGGCCUCUUCGCCUAGGAUGAAUUGGGCCAAAAGUGAAACUCUGUGGGCAGGGGGUUACAAUGGGGUGAGGGGCUCAGAGGAGUUUCAGAAAAAGAACUGGGAGGGUGUAGUGGAGGAGGUGUGUGCCAGACUGUCUCGGUGGAAAUGGUUGCUGCCCCAGCCGGCCUACAUUUACAUUUACGUCAUUUAGCAGACGCUCUUAUCCAGAGCGACUUACAUUAUUAUUUUUUAUUUUCAUACUGGCCCCCCCAUGUGAAUCGAACCCACAACCCUGGCGUUGCAAACGCCAUGCUCUACCAACUGAGCUACCUCCCUGCCAUGCCAUUCCCACGCCUACCCUGGACGACGCUGGGCCAAUUGCGCGCCGCCCCCCAUUGGUCUCCCGGUUGCAGCUGGCUACAGCAGAGCCUGGAUUCGAACCAGGAUCUCUAGUGGCACAGCUAGCACUGCGAUGCAGUGCCUUAGACCACUGCGCCACUCGGGAGAUGCCUAUAGGGGAAGGGUUCUGGGUAGCCAACAACCUGACCUCCUCCACCCUGUGGCACAGACUGAUAGUGUUACGGCCACCAGGAGGUCUGAUACAGGAGCUUUCUACUGGUCAGGACAGCACUGAUACAGGAGCUUUCUACUGGUCAGGACAGCACUGAUACAGGAGCUUUCUACUGGUCAGGACAGCACUGAUACAGGAGCUUUCUACUGGUCAGGACAGCACUGAUACAGGAGCUUUCUACUGGUCAGGACAGCACUGGAUUCGAGCUGCGGCCUUGUACCUGCCACUGCAAGAAGGUGGGCAGGGCCUAUUGGACAUUGCCUCAAGGGUCACGGCUUUCCGUCUGCCUGCAGCCCAGAGACUGUUAUAACACGAUGGUCUCAGCUGGAUGGAUACAGACUGCUGAGGAGGGCGGGUCGGCUGGGCCUGGACAAGCAGCUGUUCCUCUUGAGACUGGAAGGGGGUUGAUUUGACUGGCCUCACUCCUUCCAACAGUCUGUCCUGCAAGCUUGUCAAGUGCUUGCAGGACAAGCCAGCCUGUGUUCAAUCCUGCUAGGGGGGCUGGAUGUACAAAGUUGGGGCACAUGAUGCAGAGCAUGAGUAGUGGUGAAGCUGGAAGAGAGGGUGGGUCAUCCGGCCUGCUGAAGCAGGUGGUAACAGAGGUCCGGUCAUCCGGCCUGCUGAAGCAGGUGGUAACAGAGGUCCGGUCAUCCGGCCUGCUGAAGCAGGUGGUAACAGAGGUCUCCGAAUCCUUCCAGCAACUUAUCGGGCAUUUGUGUCCAACAACACACACGCUGACCAGUAGGAGGGCCAAGAUUACGUUAUCCCUACUGUGAAUGUCAUCGCUGCUGCUGAGAGGGGGUGCAGGAGGGUGAGGGGAUGCUGCUGUCUUUCAAGACCCCAGAACUGGGGGAGUUCAUGGCAGUGGGAAGAAAGGCGAUGUACACGACAUGUGUAAAGGUGUCGCGUGCGUCCUCCCUGGCAGGGGUGAGAUCAACGAGGUGGGCCGGUUUGUUUGGACCAAUCGCUGCCAAUUGAUAAAUGGACAGCUGACCCCCAAUGGAGGAUAAUACAUGGAGCCAUAGCCACCAACAGGCAUCUGGUCCACCUGGAUCCUAGUGUUGGGGAGGGGUGUCCGUUCUGUGUCUGGUCCACCUGGAUCCUAGUGUUGGGGAGGGGUGUCCGUUCUGUGCCUGAAUCUGAGUUGCUAGCUCAUCUUUUUAUCCAAUGUCCCAGACUGGUGGGGAUGUUUACACUGUUAACCAGCUGGUUUUCUGCCUUGGGGAAGUAUUGGGGCUGUUUACACUGUUAACCAGCUGAUUUUCUGCCUUGGGGAAGUAUUGGGGCUGUUUACACUGUUUACCAGCUGGUUCUCUGCCUUGGGGAUGUAUUGGGGCUGUUAACAUUGUUAACCAGCUGGUUCUCUGCCUUGGGGAAUUAUUGGAGCUGUUUACACUGUUAACCAGCUGGUUCUCUGCCUUGGGGAAGUAUUGGGGCUGUUUACACUGUUUACCAGCUGGUUCUCUGCCUUGGGGAUGUAUUGGGGCUGUUAACAUUGUUAACCAGCUGGUUCUCUGCCUUGGGGAAUUAUUGGAGCUGUUUACACUGUUAGCCAGCUGGUUCUCUGCCUUGGGGAAGUAUUGGGGCUGUUUACAUUGUUAACCAGCUGGUUCUCUGCCUUGGGGGAGGUCUUGGGGCUGUUUACACUGUUAACCAGCUGGUUCUCUGCCUUGGGGAAGUAUUGGGGCUGUUUACAUUGUUAACCAGAUGGUUAUCUGCCUUGGGGGAGGUCUUGGGGCUGUUCACAUUGUUAACCAGCUGGUUUCUCCCUUGGCGGAGGUUAUGGGGCUGUUUACAAUGUUAACUAGCUGGUUCUCUGCCUUGGGGGCGGUCUUGGGGCUGUUUACAUUGUUAACCAGCUGGUUCUCUGCCUUGGGGGCGGUCUUGGGGCUGUUUACAAGUAAAGCCCUGAGAUUACAUGUAUAUCCAAUUAGAAAAGGUUUACAAAUUAACCUUUAUGUUUCUUUCUCUUUCAGUUCUUUUUCAUGUUGAUAUGCCUGUUCGCCUGUGAGGUGGCUGCUGGGAUCUGGGGAUUCAGCAACCGAGACACAGUAAGACACCCACCCACCCACACAACCCCCCCCCCCCCCCCCCCCACCCCCCCACCCAUCCCACCAACUCACACAGGGUACCAACAUACACCCCACCCCACCCCCACCCCACACCCACACAAACACACUCCCCCUGCCCCCCCACCCCAUACACACACACACAGACCCCCCCCCCCCCACACACACACAGAGACAUUGUACAAACCCCUAACUAACGUCUGCUGUUCCAGAUCUCCAAGGAGAUGAUUAACUUCUAUGAUGCAGCGUACAUCAAGUCAGUGGACGUCGUAGACUCUCCCACCAAAACAGCUGCUAUCAAAGUCCUGGAGGUGUUCCACGAGACGGUACGUCGUCACCCUCACCAUUAUCAUAUAAGUCUGUUAAAUUGUUAUAGUAUCAUGUUAUCUUACAACGGUAGCUAUUCUUGUUGAAAAAUGUCUCUGUUAUUGCUGAGGGAAAGAGAUGCACAGCUGAUCACAGUGUUAUUUCAGUGUUCGUUAUGUUUGUUACAAUACCUCUAUAUGAUGUAUUCUCCUCAAUGUGAUAGUUUGUUGUGUGAUCGUUCAGUAGCACCUACGGGAGAGGGGGGGGGGGGAAUACCAAUCAAUCGACUAAUCAAUCAAGCAAUGGCAUGACUGACCGGUUGUCUCUACCUGUGUUUUCGUCAGCUGGACUGCUGUGGUAAAGGAGAUGACUCCCCCUUAUUCGUACAAGUAGCCGGAGCCCUGUGUCCCAAGAAGACCCUGGAAGAUGCCCUGUUGAAACCUUCGGUACAGUACACCACACGGUGGCGGUCGGUGCCGUUUAAAAUGGAGGACAAUUAUGUUUUUUAAUGAGCAUGGCCUUAUUUCUAUUACAGCAUAUUGGAUGACUGUCAUUCAUAUUCCAUCCACCCAGCUCAAUGUAACGUUGGUAGGUUUAGGCUACUACAUGAUACUAAAAUGUUCCCUAUACCCAUCAUGAGGUUGCUACAACCUAGCCUAUGAAUGAAAGUUUACAACUUAGGUGCACAGGUCAAGAGACAUUUGAGUAAUCAAGGUGACAGACAGUGACACAUUCAAUACCGCCUUGCACACUCUUGCUUGCAUCUAGCUGAUCUAGGGUGUAAUCAUUAGUCCAAACAAUUGCAAACGAGAGUUUCUAUUGGACAAAUUCAGGUAUGUUUAUUCCCAUUUCAUUCCGGUUUCUUCCGUUUAAGAAACGUUUUAAAACAGAAUUGUCAGAAUGAAUACACCCCUGAUCGCAAACACAGUCACUUUCAUAGUAGCCACAUACAAACAGCAUGAUCACUUGCUCGUUGUAUAAUUCCUUCUCACAUCCACACGCUCGCCUCCCCUCACCUUUUCCCUUCACUUGUGGACAGCAGUGCACAACACAACAGCUGUCUGUGACCAAGCGAAAAAACCUUUUCAAGCCAAACCUUCAUACCAUAACCGCUAACCGCUACACACAGCCUUCAUCGUUAUCACCAUAUUAGCUAACGUUAGUAAACCUGCUACAAUCAUGCAGUACAGUUUAGCAAACAGUUUAGCAGUUACACCGGCGUGCCCCUGUGGCAAUACAUUUAUAAAACCAAAAGCUUACUUUGACUUGGAAGAGUUCCAGUGUUGGAUAGCCUCUCUGUUUGAGCCGGGUGUUUGAGUAGGCUAAACUAUCCAGUUGCAUUCACUUAGCUAAGUAAGUGAAAGAGAAAAAAAAUACAACAAAAUAUCUCUCUCGCUGUUGUUCCAAACUGUUCAACUAUUGUCUUUCUCUCUCUUUGAGUCAAUUACUCACCACAUUUUAGCUAGCUAGCAGUAGCUUAUGCUUUCAGUACUAGAUUCAUUCUCUGAUCCUUUGAUUGGGUGGACAACAUGUCAGUUCAUGCUGCAAGAGCUCUGAUAGGUUGGAGGACGUCGUCCGGAAGUUGUCAUAGUUACUGUGUAAGUCUAUGGAAGGGGGUGAGAACCGUGAGCCUCCUAGGUUUUGUAUUGAAGUCAGUGUACCUAUAGGAGGACGUAAACUAGCUGUACUCCGGCUACACCAUGUUGCAGGGUGUUUUAAUCAAUUAUUUAGUGACGUGAAUAUAUUUAGUAUAGUUUUGUCUAAAAAGGAUAACUUUUUAAAAAUGUUUUUAAUAUAAAAAAAAAAUGUAAUUCACUGAGGAGGAUGGUCCUCCCCUUCCUCCUCUGAGAAGCCUCUACUGCAGUACACAUCCAUGUAAAAUCACAUGUAAAAUCACAUGACAAAAUCACAUGUUUUUACCUGGGAUUUUAUUCAUAUUUUCUUUUUGUGUGUGUAAUUCUUACCCCCCCCUUUUUCUCCCCAAUUUCGUGAUAACAAUCUUGUAAUAAUAUGCCAUUUAGCAGACGCUUUUAUCCAAAGCGACUUACAGUCAUGCAUGCAUAAAUGUUUUGUAUAUGGGUGGUCCCAGGGAUCGAACCCACUACCUUGGUGUUACAAGCGCCGUGCUCUACCAGCUGAGCUACAGAGGUCUCAUCGCUGCAACUCCACAAUGGGCUCGGGAGAGGCAAAGGUCGAGUCAUGUAUCCUCCGAAACAUGACCUGCCAAACCGCUCUUCUUAACACCCGCCCGCUUAACCUGGGAAGCCAGCCGCACCAACGUGUCGGAGGAAACACCGUUCAACUGACGACCGAAGUCAGCCUGCAGGCGCCCAGCCCGCCACAAGGAGUCGCUAGAGCGCGAUGAGCCAAGUGAAGGCCCCCCGGCCAAACCCUCCCCUAACCCAGAUGACGCUGGGCCAAUUGUGCGCCGCCCUAUGGGACUCCCCAAUCACGGCUGGUUGUGACACAGCCUGGGAUCGAACCCCAGGCUGUAGUGACGACGCAACACUGCGACGCAGUGCCUCAGACCGCUGCGCCACUCUGGAGUUUUUUUAAAGGGCAAUAAGAUAAUAUAACUUCACAUGAGUCAAACAGGUGGUUUUCGGACACGUGUAAAGUUUCACAUACAUUUUUCACAUGACUCAGACGUGGUUUCAUAUAAUAAAUUCCACGUUUUGCUUUUGUAACUGGAGAGAUUAGAAUCCGGAUCUCCCACGGGAGAAGCCGACGUCUUGACCAUUAGACCAAGAGGGCCAAAGCUAACUUUUGAAGUCGCAAGCGGGGCUACCUCGUCACGUGACCAUGAGCAACCGCGAUCGACUCAUUCAUCGUGUGACCAUGAGCAACCGCGAUCGACUCAUUCAUCAUGUGACCAUGAGCAACCAUGACCGACUCAUUCAUCAUGUGACCAUGAGCAACCAUGACCGACUCAUGUCCUCUGGACUUUCACAUGUGUAUUUUCACAUUUUAAUGUCAACUUGGCAGGUAGCUUAGGGGUUAAGAGCGUUGUGCCAGUAACCGAAAGUUCGCUGGUUCUAAUCCCCGAGCUGAUUAGGUGAAAAAUCUGUCGAUGUGCCCUUGAGCAAGGCACUUAACCCUAAUUGCUCCUGUAAGUCGCUCUGGAUAACAGCGUCUGCUAAUUGACUAAAAUGUAAAUGUCAACUCAGGCUGUCAAACGAUUACAUUUUUUAAUUGAGUUUAUCGCAGGAUUUGCUGUGAUUAAUCAGGAUUAAUCGCAAAUUCAUAAUUUGCUCAAAUUGAGCUGUAAUUUAAGAUUCUUUAUACGAAAAUGCCUUACAAGAAUAUUGACGUCUUGAUUUUGUCCAAAGCAACGGUUAGCAAAUCAGGUAAAUUGACAAACACACUUUCUUUAAGCUCAAAGUCAGCUUGUUUUGACAUUGCAUUGUUGUUUUUAGCUGUAUAGAUGAUGUAUUUUGGAUGUUUUCAGUGUAUUAACUUGAGUUAACGGAUUACCUCUGACAGCGCUAAUUUUAACAUGUUAACGAUGAUAAAUAAGGAGGCACGGAGCGCUAGUUUCUCUGUUCUUUUCACUGGGCUUCGUCCAACGGUCACUGACCAACGUAUGAAGAAGAGAGGCGUGUGCCUGCAGCAGUAACAUGACGAAUGGAUGGCUCAGAAAUAAUACGUUAUUAUUUUUAACACACUUUUGAUAGGCUCAGGUAGGCUAAGUUACCUUUCCAGAGAAUGGCAUUACAGAAUUUGCAAUUCCAUAUGUGGAAACAUUGCUAUUACAAUAUGUCAACACCACCUUUUUACAUGUGAGGAGAAUAACAUUAUUUCACCACCAUGUGAGUUUUUCACUUGGAGUUUUCUUACACGUGAAACUGCAAAUUAGGAUUUUAUUUUGUGAUGAUUUUCACAUGUGAACUUGAAAUUCCACAUGUGAAUGUGACACUUUCACAAGAGAAAGUGUUUCACAUGUGAAACUGCAUAUCAGAUUUUCACGUGAAAGUUUUUAAAAUGUGAAUCAGCAAAUUUCACAUGUGCAACUGCAAUUACACAUCUAAAGUGAAAACAUGUUUUUUUUUCUCAUGUGAAAAGGUGGUGUUAGCAUGUGAAUUCUACAUUUAAUUUAAGCUCAACAUGUGCAAACAGUUAUUUCAAAUGUGGAAAUGUGAUUUCACAUGUGAAACUGCAAAUUUGACAUUUGUAUUUUUUUUGUAAGGGUCAAUGUCCAGUGGACUCAAUGUUUUGAUUUUCUGUAAAAUAAAAUAUUGGUACUGGCCCAAAAACCAUGACUUCCCUAGUAGGGAACAAUAAUCAUUAUUACUGUCAAUCUCUAUGUGUUGAAUGAAUGUUUUACACAGCAGGGUAGUAUGCAGGAGGGAAAACAGCGGUUUGAAUGAGGGUCCUGACUCCCCCCACUCUGUGUUCCCUUCCCACUAGAGCUGUCAUCUGAAGCUAAACGAUCUGUUCUCUGAGAAGCUCUACCUGAUUGGUCUAGCUGCCCUGGUGGUCGCUGUCAUCAUGGUGAGUAGCGUUACCACGGAGACGCUCCUGGACAGCAGUCGGAUUUUCCUUUCUUUUGAUGUUGAUUAAUUAAAGGUUGAAUAAAUGUCUUUUUUUUUUUUUCACUCUAGAUCUUUGAGAUGAUCUUCACCAUGGUUCUCUGCUGUGGGAUCCGCAAUGCCACCCCAGUGUACUAGAACCACAGAACCCUACUAGAACAACGGACCCAUAGAACCACAGAACCACAAUGGAGGGGCUCAAAGGUACAAAUCCUCUACAGAUCAAAGUAAACGAAGAGGAUUGAAAACGUUACAUUUUGUGUUGUAGUUCCUGCUACUUCUUAUCAUGUUGCAGAAGUAUGUACAUUUCUAUCAGUAUUAUAAAUAGAGACUAGAUUGUAUUACAGUAUUUUCUAUGUUUUAACAAUACUUCUAAUAAGCAUUUCGCUACACUCGCAAUAACAUCUGCUAAAUAUGGAUAUGCGACCAAUAUAAUUUUAUUUGACGGUUUGAGCCUGUCGAUAAUCUUCGAUGACAGUCAGGCGGUGACCAACAGACAUUCAGCAUCUCUCUAAUGCUAAACCUUUUACUUUCUUUUUUCUUUGAGCCUUUUGUAUGUUUUCGUGAAGUACUUCUCCAAGGUUUUGUAUGUUUUCGUGAAGUACUUCUCCAAGGUUUUGUAUGUUUUCGUGAAGUACUUCUCCAAGGUUUUGUAUGUUUUCGUGAAGUACUUCUCCAAGGUUUUGUAUGUUUUCGUGAAGUACUUCUCCAAGGUUUUGUAUGUUUUCGUGAAGUACUUCUCCAAGGUUUUUGUAUGUUUUCGUGAAGUACUUCUCCAAGGU
Molecule: messenger RNA, 19406 nt
Organism: Coregonus sp. 'balchen'
Lineage: Eukaryota; Metazoa; Chordata; Actinopteri; Salmoniformes; Salmonidae
Source: the annotation of a GenBank genome assembly